Molecule: messenger RNA, 1208 nt
Organism: Leptopilina boulardi
Lineage: Eukaryota; Metazoa; Arthropoda; Insecta; Hymenoptera; Figitidae
Exons: 5
Coding region: 167-1012 (281 amino acids)
Biological process (GO): negative regulation of endopeptidase activity; negative regulation of membrane protein ectodomain proteolysis
Cellular component (GO): extracellular matrix
Molecular function (GO): metalloendopeptidase inhibitor activity; protease binding
Source: RefSeq, a predicted model, not a curated record
AUAAAUGCAAAAAUUUCAAAAAUGAGAUACAAAUUAUUUUUCUAAUUAGUGUUAAUGAGUUUUUGUAGUAGAAGGGAUGAAGUUGGACCUUAUAAAUACCCGAUGCUUUUUGAAAAUUUGAACAGUAUAUUUCUGCUAUAGUUUCUGGUCACAUCUACACAUAAAUAUGCAGUCCCUCAACUACAGUUUGAGCUUUCUAUUGGUGUCUUUAUUGGCACUUUUAGCAUCAGCAGAGAGAGAUGAAAUUUGUUCCUGUUCAAAAAUCACAGAACAUCCUCAAACUAAAAUUUGCAAAGAAGAUUUCAUCAUUCAAGUUCAUGUCAAUAAUAUAACUGAAGAAAAUUACAUUGUAAAGUUAGAGGAAACUUACAUGGAUAAAACCAACUACUUCAAAAGCAAUAUGGAUGUUAUUAUUAUUGAAAAUUUUAAUAGCUGCAAAUCAAACUUGACAAUGAAUGAAACUUUUAUCAUCAGUGGUAGAAUUAUAGGAGAAAAACCCACUACAUCUAAAUGUCAACUCAAAAUACAUUUGAAUAAUAAACGAAAGAAAUCUUUGCAUUUAAACAAGAAAAAGUUGUAUAAUUAUUGUGCUUGCAGUAUCAACAAAAAUGAACAAAACAAAACAACAACUAUUGAUGAACAAAAAGAAUGUAUUUUGGAAUUAGAUCCAAAAACUAAUUUAUGCCGUAAAAUGAAUAGUUUUUGUGAAAAAAAUACUGAUAAUGGUAAAUGCCAUUGGAAAAAUUGUUUAUCUUAUAAAAGUUGCGUAGAAGGUAAAAGAAGACGAAGACAAAGUCUGUAUUAUGAUUAUAUGUUGUAUUAUCCUUAUAAUUCUUACAGUUUUUCUCCUUAUUCGACAUUCAGUAACGAUUAUUAUAAUCCUUAUUAUGAUUCUUAUUAUGAUUAUCAUACGCAUCAUAGCCAUCAUAGACAUCAUAGCCAUCACAGACAUCAUAGCCAUCAUAGCCAUCAUCAUAGACAUUGUACCACAUGUAAUUCAACCAAGACGUAAUUCAUCCAACAAUAAUAAAAAUAAUAGACUUUAAAUUUUGUGACAUUCUAUAAUAGAAUAAAAUUAAAAUAUUCAUAAUUUAUUUUAAUUAAUAUAAAAAUGUCUUAUAUUUUAUUCUUUUUAAAUAUAUUGUAAAUAACAAAAAAUUGUACUACACAUUUUACUAUUAAAAAUAAACAAUUUUUAAUCCAGAAAA